Molecule: messenger RNA, 3515 nt
Organism: Leguminivora glycinivorella
Lineage: Eukaryota; Metazoa; Arthropoda; Insecta; Lepidoptera; Tortricidae
Product: protein enabled-like
Exons: 8
Coding region: 70-2892 (940 amino acids)
Cellular component (GO): nucleus
Molecular function (GO): RNA binding
Source: RefSeq, a predicted model, not a curated record
CUCGCGUCUGCUUUUUGCUGAAAGAUGCUUUCUAUAAAUUUAGAAUAUUGAAGUGAAAUAUAAUAAUUAAUGGUUGAAACUAUGUCUGGAGGAUUAGUUGAAAAAGUAUACAUAGGUUUGGACCACGCGCCAGCCGCCUUCGACAUAAAAGGACGUAUUCUCGGACCAAAUGGGACCAACAUAGAAUACAUCCGCUCGGAAACGGGCGUGCUAGCCGUGCUGAAAAGUGAGAAAUUUGAGCCUCUGCAUUUAGCUCUGCAUCAUACGAGGUCUGAAGCUUUGGCAGCCGCUCGGUCGCUAGCGCUGAACUUGAUCGAGACUAUUCGUGCUGAACUAGCUCAGUGGAGCGCACAGCAGGCCGGGGGCCCUCCGCCGCCGUUGAAUGUGCCGCCACCCACACUGGCGACCACGACUGCACCGCCGCCCGUCCCGCCUCCCGUAGCCACCGUGGCGCUCUCUACACCCUCGACGUUAACGUCCCCAGCACACCAGACAGUCAUCCCACCUGUUGUCAGUGUAGCUCCGGCCACAACUCCACUAAUGACAGUCAGACAACCCACAGUCCUACAACUUCUACAACCCCAGCAACAAUAUGUCCUAAAUCAGGAGAAUGGACAGCUAAUACCUAUAGUGCAACCUGGGGUUCAAGUAUCUAAUGCGGCAAACUUUACCCAUUUACCAAUAGCACAACAUCUAGGUUCAUUACAGCAGCCUAACUUUGGUGGGACCCAAAUUGUAGAUUUAUCUAGCAUGCAGCCAGUUAAUGUGACUCAGUUACGGUUGAGUGGUGUGCCAUCUUCCAUGUCAAUGAUAUUGCCGAAUGGGUUGUCAUUUCCUCAAGCUAGUUUGACAUCGUCUGACACAACAACAGUGAGUUCAGCGACUGCUACUCCUGUAGUUUGUGCGGCUCAGAGCACAAAUGCGUCUCAGAAGAUCUUGUACAGCACGGACAAGGGAGAUAAGGAAGUGAAGUACCACAUCCAAGGAGACACGGUGCAGUGGGCGAUGCCAGGGUCGCAGACCAUGUUGAUCCCAUACCAGCAGUUACAGGACCUGACUGCUAAUCAGGCAUUGCCCAAUUUACAACCUCAACAGUUUGUUUCAAUAGCACCAGCAGGGGGCUUGCCUCAAACAUCGCUCCCGCUGUCCGCAGCUCAGUUUCAGCAACUCCAAGCAUCUGGUACCAUCAUGCAGCUUAAUCAGAAGCCAAUAGUGAGCAGUGGAUCACUGAUAAAUAUAAUAUCCACUGGGCAGGCGUCGUCACCCCAGGUGUUAUCUAACUCAUCGACACCCACAAAGAAUAUGAGCCAAGAGAGUCGAGGGCAGAAGAGAUUGUCUGACGGAACACCGAGUCAGUUGCAGCUACGACCUAUUGCUCCCGCUGGGUCGCAGGGCCAGGACAAGGGCUCGACCAGAGACUCUCGCACUUGGACAACAGCAGCUAGAGACAACACGGUCGUCAGUAUGGGCAUGAAGAUUAACCCGGCACACGGGACCAUAAUACACGUGUCUUCUGGACAGCAGACUAACGUGUCAGGCGCAGCAACGCAAGAGACCGGCAUGUACAUCCGGCAAAUGGACCGCAACGCCAUCCAAAUACAGAGUAAAGACAAGCAGGACCCCAAACUACAGAAUCAGAACGUUCAGAUGAUAACCGUGCCCCAAGGCAUGACGGUGUUGCAGAACCCCCUCAACAUCUCCCAGAUGCCCAUGAUCGGCCAACCGAACAGCCAGGUUUAUAUGAUCCCGGCCAACCAACCUAACAUAGUACAAGGAGGACUCCCUCCGGGCUUAAUAGGCCAACAAGUAUUGCAGCCCGGACAAAAUGUCACAGUCAUGCAGCCUAAUCAAUUAAUGCCUAAUGGCGUCCAGUACAAUAUGCCCUUAAUGCAAAUGAAUUUACCACCUAACUCCCACUACAUGCCUGCUGGAAUCAAUUUGAACACCCAGCUAUCAGCCCAGCAGCUAAACGCAGCUUUAGCCGGACAACAACUAGCUAACCCUAAUUUAGCUGUGUCAGGAACUAUUCCUUUAGUCCAAGCACCCCCCUCAGCAUCUCCAAUGGCUCAAACUAACCAACCGACCCAACAACCAGUCCACCAAAUAAUGCCUCAGAAUUCCACCUUCAUCACUCCCACUUCUCAAUACGCGGGCAUGCCAGCUCAGUACAUGAUGCAGACUAAUUCUGGAGCGAUAGUACCAGCUAAUCCAGCUAAUAAUCAAGUGCAGUACACAGUUCCGGCCAAUCAGAGCGCGAAUCCAACGCCGAAUAACGGCAACGGCCAGUCAAAUACGCCCACAGAAAACGAAUCCACCAAUGGGACCAAUCAGACGAAUUACAUAACAUCAUCUUCGCAAGAAAAUUAUACAAUUACACAGAAUCAACAGCAGAUGAUGACCAAUGACGGCGCAGCGACGCAGACGUUGACCAAUCAGCAAACUCAACAGAGUUACACGACCAAUGGCAGCAAUCCUCAAACGUAUAACGUGAAUCAGACAACAACAACACAACCAGCGUCAUACCAGCCUACAAACGGGUCAAAUCCGCAGGCGAAUACUCAGAAUUACGCUGCGAAUACCCCUAUAUCUCAAGCGCAAAACUAUUCACCGUCAACCACGCCAGCACCUAACCAAAGCUAUCCAGCUACGAAUCUCCCAAACAUGCCUAACGUUGCCUUCCCACCGAACCAAACCCCUAACCCUUACCCCAACGCUACAGGACAGAACAUGGCAGCUUACGCUAACAACCAGUAUCAGUACACUAGUCGUCCCUGGUUUAGACCUAGGUAUGGAUCUCCGCAGGGCUCCCCGUACGGCGCCGGAGCCCCGACCGGGCCUCCGAUGCCAGUCCCCCCGCCCACUGGCAACUAUAAUUACUGGCAGGAUAGCUGAGAGUUGGAGAAUAACGUCUGGGAGGAGGGACAAUCCUUACUGUGAUUUGAUCAAAUGCAGUAUUAACGUAAGGAUAAUGUACAGAAACUCAAAUAUUAACGAAAUAGGUCACAAUAUAAAUAUCUCCGAAAGAGGUCCACUGCUGGACAAUGGACUUACGAGAAUCUCUAUACAAAGCGUUGCAUAGCUUUUAGACAGAGAAUAUGAUGAGCCAAUUCUGAUGUUGAUGAUGAUUUUAUUAAAAACCUAUCUAUCGAUGUCGACGGUCAAUGCUCUGUGUGAGCAGAACAAAGAUAAAAUCUUAUGGGUGCGAAAGAAGUAGAAGAUGGCGGGUCAAUGUACGAAAUUCUUCGUGCGUGAACUUUGGUAGAAGAAUCGAACUUUUAAAGAUUACUUGGAUUGAAAUAAUUUGUAGAAUAGUCGUCUAUAGAGUAUUAAAGUAUCUCGAUUCAAACAGACAUAUAAAACUAUCCACCGAUUGUAAAUAAUUGGAGUAUUUUUAGUUUUAAGACUUGGGACACUUACGUGAGCAGACUGCUUUAAUAAGGAAAAUGUAUACAUGAAAUGUAAAGAGAUGAACGUGUAAAUAGAAAUAAAUAUAAUUAUAAAGUAUAUUUCUUAAA